This is a messenger RNA of Sphaerodactylus townsendi, 2163 nucleotides long. RefSeq names its product fukutin related protein (gene FKRP). The transcript has 3 exons. Gene Ontology annotation, cellular component: Golgi apparatus. The coding region runs from base 317 to 1900 and encodes 527 amino acids. NCBI's taxonomy places the organism in Eukaryota, Metazoa, Chordata, Lepidosauria, Squamata, Sphaerodactylidae. Gene Ontology annotation, biological process: protein O-linked glycosylation via mannose. The record is from RefSeq and is a predicted model, not a curated record.
GGAGGGAGGGAGGGAAGGGUUGCCAUGGCGAUGGGGCGGCGCGAUCCCUCCCUCCCUCCGAGGCUUAGAACGCGGGGCCCGGGCGGUCUCCAUGGCAACGGGGCCUAGCGAGCGGUGGGCCGGUCCCUUCAACUACCUCCCCCAUUUAGGGGACACAGCGGGUGGUCCCCCCGUCCCCUCCCCCCUUCCCUAAAUUUGGACAGCUGGAUGACCGUAGCCUCUGUUGACAGCCACAGAGAAUUCAGACCUGCCUCUCCAGAACAGGUAUCGCAGUGACUGAAAGUGAAGGUCAGCAAGGUGGACUAGGUUUGGAUGGAUGAGCCUCAAACUGCAGGACCCUCCAUGGUCCAGAGACCAGCCCUCGCAACGCCCCUUCGGCCCUCGCAAGAUGCGUGUCACCUUCUGCCAGGCCGUGCUUGCCGUUGCCAUAGCGUUCAACCUGCUGGUCCUCUACUACAUCUCCCGGCUGCAGCAGCACAUCCUCCACCGUCACAGGGAUCAUGCACAACCGAGCCCCCGCCAGCAGGUCAGUCUGCUAAGGCCCGGCGUGACUGUCCUCAUCAGGGAGUUUGAAGAUUUCGAAAACUACGUUCCCGAAGUGGUGCGGUCUUUCCUGAAACAGGAACCGGAGCUGCCCAUCGUGGUGGCGGCGGACCACUUGCCGUACCCUCCCAUGAUCUUCCCUCCCGCUCCCAACGUCCAGGAGAUCCUUCUCAAGCCGGCCCCCGACCAGCCCGCCCACAUCUUCAGGCCUGAGACUUAUGUGAGAACGGAGCACGUCGCCCUGGUGCCCGAUGGGGUCAAGGCAGAUUCGACAUCUCAGCUGGAAAGGAUUCUGGAUGAGUUCAAGGCCAGCCAAAGCAAGGCGGAGAUGGUUGCAGCUCCUGUACAUUCAGCGACCCCUCUCCAGUGCCUGAACCUCAGGGUCAGCCUUAAAGAGUGGACAGCGGAGUACACCGCAGCUCCCCCAUCCUCCAAGCUGUGCGCGGCCUUGAAGGGGGAGGCCGUCCUCCUCCUCCGCACCAGGGACCUUUUCAACCUCUCCAUGCCUUUGGCCAGACCCUUGCUGACCUCCCUCUUCAUCCAGGCCUCCUUGCGGGGCUGGGCGGUCCGCAUCCUCGACGUCUCUUUCUCAGCCCUGCACCAACCCUUGCUCACCUCCUCCCACAACCAGUGGAAAGCUGACAACCUCGCCAGAGCCAGGAGGCUGCAGCUCUUCCGGGAUUUUGGAAUCAAACGGGUAAUCCUGGAGGACAGGAAGGAGCAGUGGUUUGGGUGCAGCAAGGAGACCCCACGGUGCUUUGGAACCAUCCACGACGACACUCCGGAGUACCUCUACCGAAGCCGUUGGACCCCCCCGUGCUGCCUCAAAGCACUGAGGGAAACCGCCAAAUAUGUCAUCAACAUCUUGGAGAUGUCUGGGGUACGGUACUGGCUGGAAGGGGGGACGCUCAUCGGGGCGGUUCGUUAUCAUGACAUUAUCCCGUGGGACUACGACGUUGAUCUAGGCAUCUACCUGGAGGACAUCCCCAACUGUGAACUGCUGAGGAAUGCCGAGUCAGGCUCCAUUGUCGACGAGAAGGGCUUUGUCUGGGAGAAAGCCAUCGAGGGGGACUUCUACCGAGUGCAGUACAGUGAACACAACCACUUGCAUGUCGACCUUUGGCCCUUCUAUCCCAAGAACGGUGUGAUGACCAAGGAUACCUGGAUGGACCACCGGCAGGAUAUUGAGUUUCCCGAACACUUCCUGAAGCCCCUGGUCCCCAUCCAGUUUGCCGGCUUCUUGGCUCUCGCUCCCAACGAUUAUCGGGGCUUUCUGGAGCUGAAAUUUGGAGAAGGGGUGAUUGAAAACCCCGAGUAUCCCAACCCGGCUCUGAAGAGGAUGGAGAAGGAAAACUGAACAGGGGCUUUCGACAGUCCGGGCCUUAACAGGAGAGGCUCUUGAGUAUCUCAGAGUUAAGACAUAUCUCCAGAGGCGUAUGAGGGGGAAAUGGCGCCCAGAGACAACCCCUUCCCUGCGUCCCCCACCUCCGCACUCGGGGGCGUGGCUUGGGGCACCGAGCCCUGCCCUCCGGCCUGCACAGAGGCUGGGGGCGCCUGCCGCCAAGCCCCAGCCUCCGUGCAAGCUGAGCCCCACCCCUGGCCUCCGUGCAAGCUGAGCCC